AUGCGUGAAAUUCUCACACUUCAGCUGGGCCAUCUCGGCAACUUCACAGCAACCCAUUUCUGGAACCUACAGGAGUCAUAUUUUACGUACAGCGACCAAGGAGAAUGCCUAGUUGACCAUGACAUUCAUUGGCGGCCCGGCAUCGGCGUUGAUGGAAGCGAGACCUUCCUUCCGCGGACAGUAAUUUACGACCUCAAAAGCGAGUUUGGAUCAUUACGGAAGAUCAACCCCCUCUAUGAUGGGACGUCAGAGUCGGCCGCUGCUGCCGAUUCCCUUUGGUCUGCACCAUCGAUUGUACACAAGCAGCAAGCUGUGGCCCCAAGCGCAUAUCAACAGAGUCUCGAUGCCGGCAAAGAGCCUUCACCGCUAACGACCUCAACCGUGCGGUAUUGGUCAGACUUUUCUAGAGUAUACUUUCAUCCCAAGUCUUCAAUGCAAUUGUGCGAUUUGGAACGUCAGUCGACAACUCUACCCUUUGAGAGCGUUGCCACCGGGUCGGAGCUGUUUUCGUUUCUUGACAAGCACCAGGAUGUGGUUGAUACCGACUGGCGUCCCUUUGUCGAAGAAUGCGAUCUUAUGCAAGGAACGCAGGUUUUUACGACGAUGGACGAUGCUUGGGGUGGGUUUGCCGCAUCAUAUCUGGAAGCUCUUCGCGAUGAAUACCCAAAGUCUUGCAUUUGGGUCUGGGGACUGCAAAGUCCCUCAUUAGGAAUCCCUGGAAAGACGCGUCAGCUUCGGUUGUCAAACACGGUGCAAACAUUGCAUCAAAUUUAUGGACAAUCAUCCAUGUUAGUUCCUCUCGCUCUGCCACCAAUUAUCACAGACUCGCAAGAGGAUCUCGAUAGCAGCUCGUCAUGGCACGUUACAGCCCUACUUGCAGCCAUGGCCGAGGUUGCCUUGACUCCCUGUCGUUUGAGGGGUGAAUCUCGGCAACCAUCCCUCAGCGACCUGGCAGAAAUGCUCAACAUUCGCGGCAACCAGCACCUGGCCGCUGCCAAGAUCAUGCCUUCCAUAAGAACUCAAGACGUUGCUGGAAAAAAUACGCAUACCAGUCUGUUCCAGUUGGGCUGGGAUGGUGGGAAGACUAAGAGUCGGGCGUCCCACGUAUUCGGUGAGGUAAUAUCGCAACGCGGGCCUCUUUCCAGCGAAAAAGACUCAGACGCAAAAUACAAAGUAUCGCCUCGUCAUGUCUACGGCGAAUCAGUCAUUAAAAGAUAUAAAACUCCGCUUUCGUUUCCUCUGCUGAACAGUUAUCCACCGGUUUUUGGAACUGUGACCGGCAAAACGGAGGUGCCACUUCGGGCCACCAUGACGACAGAUACAUACAUCUACGAUCGCAUGAAGGUUCUGCGCUUGCAAGCUACUAGUCUUAUUCACACGAACGAGCGAGAAGCACUUGAUAAUGGCAUAUCUGAAAUCGCCGAUGCUUACCGAGAUGAUUGGUCUAGCGGCAGUGAUGAAGACGAUGACGAUUUAUGA
Messenger RNA from Ustilaginoidea virens, 1479 nucleotides. RefSeq lists its product as uncharacterized. Gene Ontology annotation, cellular component: cytoplasm. The record is from RefSeq and is a predicted model, not a curated record. Lineage: Eukaryota; Fungi; Ascomycota; Sordariomycetes; Hypocreales; Clavicipitaceae. Bases 1 to 1479 code for a protein of 492 amino acids. The transcript has 3 exons. Gene Ontology annotation, biological process: mitochondrion distribution.